Messenger RNA from Lodderomyces orthopsilosis Co 90-125, 822 nucleotides. RefSeq names its product holocytochrome c synthase (gene CYC3). Gene Ontology annotation, biological process: cytochrome c-heme linkage. Lineage: Eukaryota; Fungi; Ascomycota; Pichiomycetes; Serinales; Debaryomycetaceae. Bases 1 to 822 code for a protein of 273 amino acids. Gene Ontology annotation, molecular function: holocytochrome-c synthase activity. The transcript has a single exon. Gene Ontology annotation, cellular component: mitochondrion. The record is from RefSeq and is a predicted model, not a curated record.
AUGGGUUGGUUUUGGGCAGACAAGGUUGAGCUGGCGUUAGGUUCGCAAACAAAUUCAGGGAAGCCUGCUUCAUCUUCACUACUGGCAUGUCCUAUUGAUCAUUCAUCAUUCACAACAAACACAAAAUCAACAUCAGCCCCAACAUGCCCGGUACUCUCAAAAGAUUCGGAGGAAGUAUUGAACCCUAUGAACAAUAUGCCAAUGGCUAUUUCGAGUGAACUUGCACCAGGGCAAAAGAUUAAGUUAUCCACUGAAAGAACGAUAUCAACUAUUCCUAGAGGUGAAACACCUGAUCAAGGGCUAUGGGAGUACCCAUCGCCACAACAAAUGCUUAAUGCGAUGUUAGCCAAAGGUAAAGGAGACGGUAUUCCUGAGGAUGCCGUUGAAUCUAUGGUUGAAGUACACAAUUUCCUUAACGAAGGUGCUUGGCAACAAAUUUUGGAAUGGGAAGACAAAUACACAAAGGAGACAAAGAUUGAACCAAGGUUGAAAAAGUUUACUGGAAAACCACAUGAUCUAUCACCAAAAGCUAGAAUGUAUUUGUGGUUGGGUCAGUUGUUUCCCGAAACAUUCAAUACAAUUCCACCAUUCGAUAGACAUGAUUGGACUGUGUUGAGAAGUCAAGGAAGAAACCAAAGUUGGAAAGAGGUUCGAUACGUUAUAGACUAUUAUAGUGCACCUGAUGAUGAAGAAACAGGUAUGCCUGCUUUUAUGUUAGACACUAGACCUGCAUUGGAUGAUUUUGGUAGCAUUCGUGAUAGAAUCGUCACAUUUGCUGGACCUGUUUGGAAAAAGGCAAUGGGUGAAGUUGAUGAGUUUUAA